AUGCCGGAGGAGGAGAGUCUGUUCAGGUCGGCGACCAUGUCGCUGAUCCAGCUCUAUAUUCCUUCCGAGACCGCCCAUGCUACCGUCCAAGAACUCGGAGAGUUAGGAAAUGUCAUGUUCAAGGAUCUCAACCCGGACGUCUCGCCCUUUCAGCGCUCCUUCGUCACCGACAUCAGGAGACUCGACGAAAUGGAGAGGCGCAUUCGCUUCCUCUACGCUCAGAUGCAUAAGGAAGGUGUGCCCGUGCGUCCUCUUGAAAGCGCUCUGCCCUUCAUUAGCCUUGGCUCCGACGGCCGUCGUGGUCCCCAGCUCAUGGACGAGCUCUCGGUCAAGCUGCGCGAGCACGAGGAGCGCCUGGGUCAGAUGAACGGCUCCUACGAAACACUUCAGAAGCGCUUACAGGAGCUCGAGGAGGCAAAGCAUGUCUUGCGCGAGACUGCCGUCUUCUUCGACCAGGCUGAAGGCCGCCAGGAUGCCGUCCGAGCUUCUGUCGAUGAUGCCAACGCCCCGCUCCUUGACGACGUAGAGUCGCACGCCUUCAACACCUCGCGCGGCGAUGACAGCGGCUACGGCACCUUCGAUCUCGAGUUUGUCGCUGGCACCAUUGACCGCAGCAAGAUGGCCAUCUUUGAGCGCAUCCUCUGGCGCGUCCUUCGCGGUAACCUCUACAUGAACUAUGCCGAGAUCGAUGAGGCUUUCGACGACCCCACCAAAGAAGAUCCCGUCCGCAAGAAUGUCUUCAUCAUUUUUGCUCACGGCUCGGAGCUCCUCGCCAAGAUCCGAAAGAUCAGCGAGAGCAUGGGUGGUACGCUCUUUCCUAUCGACAGCAACGCCGACCGGCGCGAGGAGAGCCUUCGCGAGGUGCUCAGCCGCAUUGAGGAUCUCAACAACGUCCUCUACUCCACCAGCGCCACCCGACGCACCGAACUCGUCAAGAUCGCCGAGGUGCUCAGUGCGUGGGAGGACGUCGUGCGCAAGGAGAAGCUCAUCUACUCGACGCUGAACAUGUUCCUCUUCGACAACCGCCGCAAGACGCUCGUCGCAGAAGGUUGGUGUCCUUCGAGCGAUCUCGGUCAGAUCCAGCUGGCUCUCCGUCGCGCCACCGAGAACGCCGGGACCAGCGCACCCGCCGUGUUGCAAGAGCUUCGCACGAACAAGGCGCCCCCUACCUUCCAGCGUUCCAACAAAUACACCGAGGCCAUCCAGGCGGUCGGCGACAGCUACGGUAUCGCAAAGUACAAGGAGGUAAACCCCGGUCUCUUCAACCUGAUCCUCUUGCCCUUCCUCUUUGCCGUCAUGUUCGGCGACGUCUUCCACGCCUUCCUCAUGUCGCUCGCUGCGCUGACCAUGUGCGUCUUCGAACGCAAGCUCGCCAAGGUCGACAACGAGAUCUUCACCAUGUUCUUCUAUGGUCGUUACAUGAUGCUGCUCAUGGGUCUUUUCUCCAUGUUCACCGGCUUCCUCUACAACGACAUCGGAAGCAAGAGUAUGCACCUCUUCCACACCGGUUGGGACUGGCCGCACCAGGACGGCACCAUCGAAGCCGUCCCCAACGGGAAUGUUUACGCUAUCGGUAUUGAUCCUACCUGGCACGGCGCUGACAACGCCCUCGUGUUCACCAACUCGCUCAAGAUGAAGAUGUCCGUCAUCCUCGGUGUCUUCCACAUGACGAUUGCCAUCCUUCUCAACGUGCCCAACUUCCUUCGAUUCGGUCAAAAGUGGAAGAUCUGGUCCGAGAUCGUGCCUCAGAUGCUCUUCAUGCAGUCGCUCUUUGGUUACCUCGUCUUUACUAUCGUCUAUAAGUGGUCGAUUGAUUGGUACGAGACCGAUGCCAAUGGCACCGUCUUCCGUAACAACCCGCCGGGCUUGCUCAACAUGCUCAUCUACAUGUUCCUUCAGCCCGGCCAGGUCGAUCCAAAGACCGAGCUCUAUUCGGGUCAAGCCUUUGUCCAGACGGUGCUGCUGCUCAUCGCCUUCAUCUGUGUCCCCUGGAUGCUCGUCGUCACUCCUUACAUCGAGUGGAAGGAGCACCAGAAGACCAAGGGUCAGGGCUACCGCACCAUCGGUCACGCCGACGGCGCGCCUGCACUUGGACUCGACGGCGAUGCCGACGAGGAGGAGGACGCCGACGAGAACAGCCGUCUCACGCAGGGCCAGGGCAACGGCCACGGAAACGGCGGGGGUCACGGCGACGGUGAGAUGGAGGAGGAGCAUGAGUUCAACAUUGGCGAGGUGGUCAUUCACCAGGUCAUCCACACCAUCGAGUUCUGCCUCGGAUGCAUCUCUAACACGGCUUCCUACCUGCGUCUGUGGGCCUUGUCGCUCGCCCAUGCGCAACUUUCCGAGGUGUUGUGGACCAUGACUAUUCAGAACGCCUUUGGCAUGACCGGUGUCCUUGGCGCCAUCGCAACCGUUCUUGCCUUUGGCCUGUGGUUCUGCUUGUCCAUCGCCAUCUUGUGUUGCAUGGAGGGUCUCAGUUCGCUGCUCCACGCUAUCCGUCUGGCCUGGGUCGAGUUCGGAAGCAAGUUUUAUCAGGCUGGAGGCUACCAGUUUGAGCCGCUCAAGUUCUGA
Sporisorium graminicola is the source of this 2571-nucleotide messenger RNA. RefSeq lists its product as uncharacterized. Gene Ontology annotation, biological process: vacuolar acidification; proton transmembrane transport. Gene Ontology annotation, molecular function: ATPase binding; proton-transporting ATPase activity, rotational mechanism. The record is from RefSeq and is a predicted model, not a curated record. The transcript has a single exon. Bases 1 to 2571 code for a protein of 856 amino acids. Lineage: Eukaryota; Fungi; Basidiomycota; Ustilaginomycetes; Ustilaginales; Ustilaginaceae. Gene Ontology annotation, cellular component: fungal-type vacuole membrane; vacuolar proton-transporting V-type ATPase, V0 domain; vacuolar proton-transporting V-type ATPase complex.